CCUUCGCAUCCAAUCCACUCCACUCGACCACGAACGAUUCGAAUGCAAAGCCCAUGGCAUCUACCCAAGAUGAUCCUCACGGCUCUAGCUCAUCCUCAUCGGACGCCAAGACGAUCAUAGCACGCCGGCUACUCGAUGCUCUCGUUCAGGAUAACCUCGUGCAGCUAGCCAUCGAUACGCAUGCGAAGGAAGCUGGCGCAAGGAGGAUCAAGGAGGAAGAAGCAGAAGAGCAGAAAGCGAAGCAGACGCAGAAUGCCGAGGCGUCGAGCAGUGACGGGGGCCCGGCCCUCCUCUCAUCGUUACAGGGCGGCGAAAUCGGCCCGUCCUCGCAGUCCUCCCUCGCUGGCAACACCAACGGUGACCCUUCGUCAUCUUCCAGUGCAGCCACCCCAUCCGCUGCUUCUCUAACCACCUCGCAUUACUCCGCCAACCCGCUGAUCCGCUGCCUUGUCUGCAAUCGGCACGUCGCCUCGAAUCGCUAUGCACCUCAUCUGGCCAAGUGCAUGGGAUUGGCAUCCGGCGGGGGAGCCGCUACAGCUAGCAGUGGGAAUGGCUCAGGCUCAGCUGCAGGAGGACUUUUGUCGUCAUCGUCGUCCUCCUCAUCGUUUGGCGGCGGCCUGGGUAAGAACUCGUCCGCAGGACUGAAACGAAAGGCAGCGGCGGGAGCGGCGGCUCAGGCGGCCGCUAUGGCUGCUGCAAGCAAGGCGACUUCCCCUUCGCCGUCAAGUGGGAGUGUUGGUGGUGGCGGCGGGCGAGGAGGAAGUGGGAGAGGGAGAGGCAAAGGGUACAAAUACGGCAAGGGAAGCAGAGGCGGCGCUGGCAGCGAUAGAGGGUCGGCGUCGGCGAGAAGCACGCCAGGGUAUUGAGUCGUGUGCCAUUCAGACACGAGGCAAAAGAGCAGCAGGGGGCAGCAUAGUCGCUCAUUGUACCAUAUCUUUCAUUUACGUCUGCUACAUUAACGUGACCGUGUCCGCCACUUCACCGU
Molecule: messenger RNA, 985 nt
Organism: Jaminaea rosea
Lineage: Eukaryota; Fungi; Basidiomycota; Exobasidiomycetes; Microstromatales
Exons: 2
Coding region: 54-866 (270 amino acids)
Source: RefSeq, a predicted model, not a curated record